AUGACGACAACAACGCGGCAGAGCUGUCAGGACGACCUGGAUCAGCGGACAUGGAGAGACGUAGGUCCACAGAGAUGCACCAUGCUCUCUCUUACGUCAGCAAGGUCAAGACUCGCUUUGCGGAAGAGAAGCACAUAUAUGAUGCAUUUCUUGAAAUUCUUCGUAAGUCCAAAGAAGGCAACACGAACAAGGAUAUCUGCGAGCAAGUGUCGGAAUUGUUUGGGGAGCACAGCGAUCUUGUAG
Chondrus crispus (carragheen) is the source of this 243-nucleotide messenger RNA. RefSeq lists its product as hypothetical. NCBI's taxonomy places the organism in Eukaryota, Rhodophyta, Florideophyceae, Gigartinales, Gigartinaceae. Bases 1 to 243 code for a protein of 80 amino acids. The record is from RefSeq and is a predicted model, not a curated record. The transcript has a single exon.